Molecule: messenger RNA, 1539 nt
Organism: Stereum hirsutum FP-91666 SS1
Lineage: Eukaryota; Fungi; Basidiomycota; Agaricomycetes; Russulales; Stereaceae
Product: MFS general substrate transporter
Exons: 10
Coding region: 1-1539 (512 amino acids)
Biological process (GO): transmembrane transport
Molecular function (GO): transmembrane transporter activity
Source: RefSeq, a predicted model, not a curated record
AUGGAUUUGAAAGACACUGGGUCUGUGGAGGAGGAUCGACCCUACAGCGUCUUUACGAAGAAUGAGAAAUGGUUCAUCGUCGUGGCUAUUGCGUUUGCGGGACUGUUGGGUCCUCUUACAGUCAACAUCUAUUUCCCAUCCAUACCUGUUCUGGUCGCUGAUUUCAAGAAGUCGACUGAGCUCAUCAACUUGACUGUGACGGUCUAUAUGAUUCUCCAAGGAAUAUCACCCAUGUUCUGGGCAACAAUCGCUGACCGCAUCGGUCGAAGACCGAUAACUCUCGCAUGCAUGGCCGUCUCGACAGUGUCGUCCGUCGGCCUCGCCCUAGUCCCGACAUCAGAUUAUUGGUUGCUCCUUGUGCUACGAUGCAUACAGGCGACCGGAUCGGCUGCCAAUACCGCACUAGGCGCGGGUGUAGUCGCUGAUAUCGCGGUCCCCGCGGAAAGAGGCAGUUUCUUUGGAUUUUUCUAUAUAGGACCUAUGAUUGGGCCUGCUGUUGGGCCUGCGAUCGGCGGUGCGCUUUCGGAUGCGCUUGGCUGGAGGUCCGUCUUCUGGUUCCUUGCCAUUCUGUCCGCGAUCUGCGGAGUGGUUAUCCUUCUUUUCCUCCCGGAGACGCUUCGUGUGCUCGUCGGAGAUGGAAGCAUACCCCCACCCCGACUCAACAAAGCCCUCCUCCCCUUCAUCGGUCGCAAACAACGUCGCUCGCGCCGUGACCUCGACGGUGUAAAUCUCAAUCUCAAUUCCGGCCCUACAACGCCCUCCAACAAAUCGCUCUCCAACCCUUUCGUCCUCCUAACCUAUCCUGACGUUUUAACGCUCCUCAUUUUCACCGGAGUGUUCUACGCGGUCUAUAUGAGCGUGGCAUCGUCUAUCUCGACGUUGUUCAAGGAGGCAUACCCGUGGUUGAAUCAGACGCAGAUAGGGCUGUGUUAUUUGAGCGUGGGGAGUGGUAUGUUGGCAAGUUCGGUGGGGACGGGAAGGAUGCUGGAUUGGGAUUACAGGAGGAUGAGAGAUAGAAUUAUAAAAGAGAGGGAGGCAAAGAGGCGAGAGGGUGGGCUUUCGGACAAGAAGAAUGCUAAUGCAGAGAGAGACGGCGGUAUCAACUUUAUAGAUGACUUUCCGAUCGAGCUGGCUAGGUUGAGAACGAUGCCGGUGUUUUCUUUCUUUUUCAUCGUCGUGCUGCUGGGCUAUGGAUGGUGCAUACAGGCGAAAGUUUCCAUCGCGGUGCCGUUAAUCAUGCAAUUCUUGAUCGGAUACUUGUUCAACGCCGUCAUGAAUGCCGCUUCGACUCUUCUGAUCGACCUCGUCCCCUCUCAAGGAUCGUCAAUCACCGCAUGCAACAAUCUCGUUCGCUGCUUCCUUGGAGCAGCGGUCAUCUCCGUCAUUAGCAUCAUACUGGACGCUGUCAAGCCCGGAUGGACGCAUGUUAUCCUCGCGGGUCUGUGUAUCGCGGUAUGCCCUUUGCUUUAUGUGGAGAUUAGGUGGGGUCCUGUGUGGAGGGAGAGACGGAGGAAACGCAUGGCGCUGCGCGAGUCCUAG